CUGGGCCAAGAGCGAGCAGCGCCCAGUUAACAGGCGAACGCCGAGCAUCCAACAGCUCCCUCAAAAAGCAAAAAAAGCUAUAUCGCUCAUCAGAAAGCAAAGUCAGAGCUGAGAAAAGAUUUAGUUCGGAACGGAAACAAAGCUUGACAAGUGCAAAUAAUUAAAAGCAGUUAACUAAAGUGCACGCAAAAUGAGCAAAAUACCCAUUCAUAACACUAACCAAGUUAAACAAACUAACGGUAAUGGUAAAGCUAACACUAUGGAAGAUAAACUGGAUCCCAAGGUCUCGAUCGAUAUGGAGGCCCCUGAGUUCAAAGAUUUUGCCAAAACAAUGGUGGAUUUUAUUGCCGAAUAUCUGGAGAACAUACGCGAAAGACGCGUUCUGCCGGAAGUGAAGCCCGGUUAUCUGAAGCCACUCAUCCCGGAUGCUGCCCCAGAAAAACCAGAGAACUGGCAGGAUGUGAUGCAGGACAUUGAACGGGUCAUCAUGCCGGGAGUGACUCACUGGCAUAGUCCCAAGUUCCAUGCCUAUUUCCCCACGGCCAACUCUUAUCCGGCGAUUGUGGCCGACAUGCUGAGUGGAGCCAUUGCCUGUAUCGGGUUCACCUGGAUAGCCAGUCCCGCCUGCACCGAACUGGAGGUCGUCAUGAUGGACUGGCUGGGCAAGAUGCUGGAUCUGCCAAAAGAGUUCCUGGCCUGCUCCGGCGGCAAGGGAGGCGGUGUCAUCCAGGGCACCGCCAGUGAGUCCACAUUGGUGGCUCUUCUCGGAGCCAAGGCCAAGAAAGUUCAGGAGGUCAAAGCCCAGCAUCCGGAGUGGGAUGAGCACACCAUUAUUGGCAAGCUGGUGGGCUACUGUUCCGACCAGGCUCACUCCUCUGUGGAGCGUGCUGGACUCCUUGGCGGUGUCAAGCUGCGAUCCGUGCCCUCGGAGAACCACAGGAUGCGCGGUGAUGCCCUGGAGAAAGCCAUCCAACAGGAUCUGGCUGAUGGUUUGAUUCCAUUCUACGCUGUGGUGACCCUCGGCACCACCAACUCCUGUGCUUUCGAUUACCUGGAUGAGUGUGGACCUGUUGGAAACAAGCACAAGGUCUGGAUCCAUGUGGAUGCCGCCUACGCCGGCUCGGCGUUCAUUUGCCCGGAGUACCGCCACCUGAUGAAGGGCAUUGAGUUCGCAGACUCUUUCAACUUCAACCCACACAAGUGGAUGCUGGUGAACUUCGACUGCUCGGCCAUGUGGCUCAAGGACCCCAGCUGGGUGGUGAAUGCCUUCAACGUGGAUCCCUUGUACUUGAAACACGACAUGCAGGGCUCUGCUCCGGACUAUCGCCAUUGGCAGAUUCCCUUGGGACGUCGUUUCCGCGCCUUGAAGCUUUGGUUCGUCCUCCGUUUGUACGGAGUGGAGAACCUCCAGGCCCACAUCCGCAGGCACUGCAACUUUGCCAAGCAGUUUGGUGAUCUCUGCGUGGCAGACUCCAGAUUCGAGCUGGCCGCCGAGGUCAACAUGGGUCUGGUCUGCUUCCGGCUGAAGGGCAACAACGAGCGCAACGAGGCUCUCCUCAAGAGGAUCAACGGACGUGGCAAUAUUCACAUGGUUCCGGCCAAGAUCAAGGAUGUUUACUUCCUCCGGAUGGCCGUGUGCUCGCGCUUUACCAAGUCCGAGGACAUGGAGUACUCCUGGAAGGAGGUGAGCGCCGCUGCCGAUGAAAUGGAACAAGAGCAGUAAAGGAUAACAAUAAAGGGUCUGUUCCGGAUUUUAAAUAUUUCGAAUUUAAGAGAAUAUUUUAGAUGAUCCUAAAGCUAAAAAAGAAAAUGAUUUAAGGAACAUAUUCAUUCAUUUAACAUAUUUUUAAGUAUUGAGGAAUAUGAUUGUUAUAUUUUAAGAGCAAUUUCAUAUUUUCAUUAAAAAACAAACCUCAUUUUAAAUUUAAAACAAACAUAUGAAAGGAAAACAAUGGACCAAUAAUGAAGAUAUUCUAUAAUUUGUUUUUAAAUUAAAAAACAAAUAAGAUAAAAAGUUAACAAAAAUAUCAAACAUAUUCUGAAACCGGAACAGACUCUAGAAGUAUUUGGAAUCGCGACAUGUUUAGGGAAUUUACAUCGCAACAAAAAAUGUGGAGGCCUCGAAAAGGACCUCCCAUUGACCCCUUAGCUCUAUAGUAUCCUCUCAUUAUAUUGUUGUUGUUGUUAAUGUCUUUAUUGUUAACAUGCUACGUCUAAUUAAAAUAUAUAUGUGUAUUUGCUUAAAACUACAAAA
Molecule: messenger RNA, 2254 nt
Organism: Drosophila ananassae
Lineage: Eukaryota; Metazoa; Arthropoda; Insecta; Diptera; Drosophilidae
Product: aromatic-L-amino-acid decarboxylase
Exons: 4
Coding region: 191-1723 (510 amino acids)
Biological process (GO): amino acid metabolic process; catecholamine metabolic process; serotonin biosynthetic process
Molecular function (GO): pyridoxal phosphate binding; aromatic-L-amino-acid decarboxylase activity
Source: RefSeq, a predicted model, not a curated record